Molecule: messenger RNA, 2008 nt
Organism: Bolinopsis microptera
Lineage: Eukaryota; Metazoa; Ctenophora; Tentaculata; Lobata; Bolinopsidae
Product: CBY1-interacting BAR domain-containing protein 1-like
Exons: 5
Coding region: 12-788 (258 amino acids)
Biological process (GO): cilium assembly
Cellular component (GO): ciliary basal body; ciliary transition zone
Source: RefSeq, a predicted model, not a curated record
AUAGCAGCACCAUGAGCAAGAAACAGACAGCGAAAGAGGAGAGUCCUCUGAAGUCUUACGCACUCAUGAUAACAUCUACAGACAUUAUGUUCCAGAAAAUCAGUGAAUCUCUCACUGCAUCAGCAACAUCAGCGUCAGCGGCUCGUGAUAAGGCGGACAGUUUUAACAUAUGUCUCUCUGAGUACUCUGUGAAGGAAAAUAAGGCAAUCAGAGGAGAACUUGUGGAUUAUUGUGAGUGUUUGAAGGCUGUGGAGGACAAGAAGCAACAAACUAUUGAAACUAUUACAGAGAAGUUGAAACCGGCCUGUGACCGGUGGAAAGCAAUCUGCAGUGAAGUACACUCCGCUCUGAAAACUUUAUGUUUAGCGCGUGAUAAAGAUGUUGCAGCCGUGAGAAAACUUGAGAAAACGAAAUGUAAAGAGGGGAGCAAGAAAGCAGAGCAGGUGGCACUGGAUCUGGCUAACAAACAAACAGAGUUAGCAACAAAGAACGCAGAAAUAUUGGCGCUAAUGCAGCAGUUUCACACUCAGAAACUGAACGAUUACAAGGCAGUACUUUCUACUUAUGCACAGGUUCAGAUGCUUUAUCACUCGCGAGCUUUAGAGUUCUACACGCGGGGCUAUCAGGAUAUGAUGGAUAUUCAAGAUGAUGAGUAUAUAGAGACAGUACUUAACGAAACCACGCCGGCAGGACUGUGUUUAUCACAAUCAGUUCCACAACACAUGAACACCAGUUACUCUGGCGGCACUCCUAAUCAGAGCCAGGAACAGUUAAACAUGACCAAAUAAUUGAUUGUUAAUUAAUUGACUUAUAAUUGGCGGAUUGAUUGUAUUAUUUGCUAAUUGAUUUAUUUACACUGUUAAAUUAAUAUUCCUGUCACACAGCUUCUAUAGGGAGUUGUAAGGAAAAGCUUUGUAGGUACUGUUUAGAUAUUAGGUUUAAUAUUAAUAACAUCUGGAAAGAAAGAGAGAGAGUUGUUGAUACAAUGCAUGUUUUAUAUCUUACAGGAGUUUUUCUUGUAGUGGUAUACAUAUUAUUGUCCGCCCCUUCGUUUUUAUCGUAUAACAGGAUGGUUUUUGAAACUUUGCCAAAUAGCGAGUAAAUACGGUGUUGACUUCUUAUUUUAUGACUGCAUAUAUUUUUAUUUGAAUCAUUAAUACGUUAGAUUAGUUUAUUAGAGGUUUAUUUUUUGCUUUUUUGGAGCCCAAACUGUAUUUAAAUAUAUUAUUGCAUUGUAACGUUACAUUUAUUAUCGUUUUAUAGUAUUUUUGAGGAUGUGCCUGUGCCGUUUUGUUUCAUGUAGAUUGAGUUACCGUAGUCAGAUAGUUGUAUGCUAUAUUUAAAUGGUGUUAUGUGCUAUUUAUUUGUACACAUUAAGUCAAGCACUUUCUUCUAGGUUUCGGACAAAACUUUAACACUUACGUUCUUAUUUCAAGCAGUACUCUUUAGAAUUCAGAAUAUUGUUGACACGAUAUCAGUUUUGAAAAAGAAUGCAAUCUAAGAACUAAGUGACUCUAUCUCUAUUAUCUUGGGGACUACGGUAACUCAUUUUGUGCAUGCAGUUUGUGAAUGUGUUGAUUUAUUCAAAAUUUUAAUAGCUAGCUGUAAAAAGGUCUCUUUGCUUUGCCCAAGUUUUCCCAAGGUCAGUUAAUCUAAUUUCCUCAUACUACUGUUAUCUUAAUCUACUCAAACUUUGACCGUGUGAUGGGUCUAUAAAUAGGCUGCAGCUGAUGUUGCAUUUUAUUGGGUGCUAUCAACAGGAUUUAAUUUCACAGAGCCCGAGUGUGGGGCCAUUGUCACAACCUCUAAUAUAUGGACAGUCAGAGAGUUCUUUUAUCAAUGUAACAUUGUGGAGAUUGUAUUAAAAGUUAGCUCUCUAAGGUCAUAAUUCUCUAUGACUACAGGUAAGCACGAGAUUGCAGUUGUAUUGACACUGAAAUAAUCUUUUACAAUUUUGAUUUCGUCCAUCGCUGAUGAUAUAGGUAAGUAUGAUAAUAUGGUAACUUGG